UCAGCCUUUUCCGCACUGCGUGUUUGUGCUUUGUCGAAUCAGAACUACGCUCUGGCCAUAAUUGUGCUCAUUCUAAGUCUCGGGCCUGCCAUUACUAACGCUGUAAGUACGAUGCUUGUUCGAACCCUUGGACCGUCGCACUUAGCUCCGAUGUCUCUCCAAGUACUACACAGCUCAUGCCUCCAUGAAAUACUCACCUCCACCGGUUGGUGCAUGUAUCGGAACUCCUGA
Molecule: messenger RNA, 231 nt
Organism: Phanerochaete carnosa HHB-10118-sp
Lineage: Eukaryota; Fungi; Basidiomycota; Agaricomycetes; Polyporales; Phanerochaetaceae
Exons: 1
Source: RefSeq, a predicted model, not a curated record